AUUUUGCAAGCAAAGUACAAAUGAUCUACUCGCCUAUUUGGUGUGCCCGAUUCAGGCUGAAUUCGAAAGGUAAACAUGCCCGAAUUUUAUGCAGCUACGCUGAGCCCUCGGCUAAAUACGCGUAAGAAGGUAGGUUUAUUUUCUCGGGAAGGGGCCGUGGAAUUUCGCCGCGCCCCCACGAACAUCCGAACUCUCGGCAGCCAAUGGAAGCACGAGCCCGGCCUCGCUCUUUCAGACUCGCACUGCCGGGAACAAUCAGACAAUUUGCAAUGGCAGCGCAGGAGCAGAAGGGACGGCUGAAGAACUUUGCAGCGCCUGCGCAGUGGGUGCUGCUGAGGCGGUGUCUGGUCAACCGGCUUUGCCAGUACCCGGUAGCUGCUGCAAAAAAUUGGCCUCCUAACGGUAGGUAAAGAUGGCCGAUCCUUGGGAAGAAUGCAUGAACUACGCAAUUGCUUUAGCAAGAAAAGCUGGAGAGGUAAUCCGGGAGGCAUUGACAGAGGAAGUAACUGUCAUGAUUAAAAGUUCUCCAGCAGAUCUAGUCACAGUCACUGAUCAAAAAGUGGAAAAUAUGAUUAUAUCUUCUAUAAAAGAAAAAUAUCCAUCACACAGCUUUAUCGGAGAAGAAUCCGUUGCAGCUGGUGCAGGAAGUAUUUUGACAGAUAAUCCCACAUGGAUUAUUGACCCUAUAGAUGGAACAACUAAUUUUGUGCAUAGGUUUCCCUUCGUAGCCGUUUCAAUUGGCUUUGUAGUAAAGAAGCAGAUGGAAUUUGGAGUUGUGUAUAGCUGUGUGGAAGACAAGAUGUAUACUGGUCGAAAAGGAAAAGGAGCCUUUUGCAAUGGACAAAAACUCCAAGUGUCAAAACAACGAGACAUUACAAAAGCACUCUUAGUAUCAGAAUUGGGGUCCAACCGUGAUCCAGAAGUUAUCAAAACAGUUCUAUCUAAUAUGCAGAGGCUCCUUAGCAUUCCUAUUCAUGGGAUUAGAGCAGUAGGGACAGCAGCUGUUAAUAUGUGCCUGGUCGCCACAGGAGGAGCAGAUGCCUAUUAUGAGAUGGGAAUUCACUGCUGGGACAUGGCAGGAGCUGGAAUUAUCAUUCUUGAAGCUGGGGGAGUGCUGCUCGACAUCUCAGGAGGACCAUUUGAUUUGAUGUCAAGAAGGAUCAUUGCUGCAAAUUGUCAAGCAAUAGCAGAGCGGAUAGCAAAAGAGAUUCAGAUCAUUCCUUUGCAAAGGGAUGAUGCAGUGAAUUAAAUAUGCUAUCACAUGGCCUCUAUUUCAUAAAGAACUCCUUGGAUGCUCACCCAUUGUACCUGAGUAAAUAUAGACUCAGUUAUCCAUCUUGAUAUGUCAAAACCUGCUGCUGAAAUCCUUCCCCUCUCCAAUAUUUUAAACAUUUCUUUUAUUAUUUAUCGUGUGUGCGGCACAUUUUUAAAUGUCAUGCUUUCUUGCCUCUGACAAGGAAAUAAAUGGGAUAUGGUGCAAAAGAGAAUUCAUCUAUAUAAAUAACAGUUCAGAACAAGUUUGACUGUCUGUAUACUUCCAUGUGACAUUUUUUCCUUUGUAUAUUAUAGGGGAAAAGAAUAAAAUCUCUAGCCAAAUGUUUUAAGAGAGACAAUUUCAUUUAAAACAGAAAUGAGUUUUUAAAAGAAUUUGUUGCCACAAAAUGUAGAAGUACAAAGACUCAUUUUGUAGUCUAAGGGACGGCAUCGGUCAUUAUAUAGGGAUUGGGGAACCUUUAAGGGCAAGACAGACCAAAGGUAGAAAGAUGCACCAAUGCUUUUUCCUCUUUCCCCUUGCAGUUGCCAUUAUCAGGCUGUUCUUUCUCCACCAACUUGAUUUCCUUGCUUAAGUAAUGGAUGUACUGUUUUAAAUAUCUGUGGAACAACAUGCUGGGAAAAUUCACUGCUUGAAAAAUCCUCCUCACUGAUGCUUCCUAUUUAUAAGGGAAAAAAUGCCUUCUGCUAACUUUCCGUUUACAUAUUUUAUUCUUGGUUUAAAAAAAAAAGAUUCCAUAAACUGCAAUACUAAUUAUUGAGGGGUAUAUAGCAAACACAAUGGCAGAACAGAAAAUAUGACCGAACUAAAUCCAAAAAUCUUACUUACCAUAGAUUUGAGUAGAAUAAUGCAACAGUAUUUUAUAUCAGAUUAAGCCACUGUGAGUGUAUUUUGGCCUCUUAGAAUGGCAACAGUCAAAUAAGUGUGCUUUUAAUAUUGAACUUUUAUUGAAUUAGGCAUCUUUGUUUUAUUUUGGUAUGUGAAUAUAUGUGUGGUUUGAUCAUUUAAUUCCAGUUUUCAUAAACUGGAUGAUUUGAAGUAGAUAUUUAAUCAAGAGUUGGAUUCAUUCUUAGAAAUACUAGGGUAGGUAAAUAAGUAUUUCAGGUGUAGCAGAUUGCCUUGCAAUGUACUUAAAAUGGGUAAUUCAACAUGUUGUAUAAACCUGCAUGUAUCAGUGACAUAAUAUGGAUCUUGACCCACAAAAUUGUGAUCUAUUUACCGUAUUUGCC
Messenger RNA from Notechis scutatus (mainland tiger snake), 2502 nucleotides. It is a transcript of the gene IMPA1, whose product is annotated as inositol monophosphatase 1. Lineage: Eukaryota; Metazoa; Chordata; Lepidosauria; Squamata; Elapidae. Gene Ontology annotation, biological process: phosphatidylinositol phosphate biosynthetic process; inositol metabolic process; signal transduction. The record is from RefSeq and is a predicted model, not a curated record. Gene Ontology annotation, molecular function: inositol monophosphate 1-phosphatase activity.